AUGCCCGAAGACGCCCCCUACGACCCGUACAUCCCCAGCGGCCAGGCUGCCAACACGGCCGGCACGCAACAGCAAGGAGGAGCUGGCGGCAAUGCGAGAACUCAGGCUCUGCAAGCUCAAAUCGACGACACCGUCGGCGUGAUGCGCGAGAACAUCAACAAGGUCUCCCAAAGAGGCGAGCGUUUGGAUGCUCUGCAAGAUAAGACCGACAACCUGGCUGUGUCAGCUCAGGGCUUCCGCCGGGGCGCCAACCGCGUCCGCAAGCAGAUGUGGUGGAAGGACGUCAAGAUGCGCAUGUGCUUGAUCGCCGGCAUCAUCAUCCUCAUUCUCAUCAUUGUCAUUCCAGCCGGUAUGUCCCCCAUUUUUCUCGAGCGCUUUUCCUUUGGAUCGCGGCGUCUGUCUCUGUUCUGUGGCUCUAAUCAUUGUCGAUGUUGUAGUCGUCGCAACGCGCUAACGUAA
This is a messenger RNA of Colletotrichum acutatum, 459 nucleotides long. Its product is annotated as synaptobrevin-domain-containing protein. The transcript is spliced from 2 exons. Gene Ontology annotation, biological process: vesicle fusion; vesicle-mediated transport. Gene Ontology annotation, molecular function: SNAP receptor activity; syntaxin binding. The record is from RefSeq and is a predicted model, not a curated record. The coding region runs from base 1 to 459 and encodes 152 amino acids. Gene Ontology annotation, cellular component: plasma membrane; SNARE complex. NCBI's taxonomy places the organism in Eukaryota, Fungi, Ascomycota, Sordariomycetes, Glomerellales, Glomerellaceae.